This is a messenger RNA of Oldenlandia corymbosa var. corymbosa, 2234 nucleotides long. The record is from the annotation of a GenBank genome assembly. Lineage: Eukaryota; Viridiplantae; Streptophyta; Magnoliopsida; Gentianales; Rubiaceae.
UAGAUUAGUUUGAGCAUGGAACAGGCCCCAUGAACAACGCGGGUUCAUGCAUGUAUGUAGCAGGCCCCAUGAGAAACCCUGAUUUAUGCUAAACUUGAUACUUCAUCAUCAGCAGCUAUAAAAGCUCUAAACUCCUUCCCCCCUUUCUUGCUCACCCUUAAAUAAUAAACCUGAUCAGUUCAUUUGCUCUGGUUUUACUUUGCACUAAAAAAAAAUCAUGUCAGCCCAGCUGAGGAAACUAGUGUCCUCAACUGAAAUAAAGCUGGAUGGAAAACUGAUUCAUGAAAUCCUAACACACAAACCGUACUGCAUGACUAGUACGAGCCCCAAGUUCAUUCAGGGCGUUGAAUUGCUUGAUGAUCGCGAGUGGGGCAAAGUUGGAUCCGUCAGGCUCUGGAAAUUUAUUAGCCAGGGACGAGAGAGUAAUACAACAGUGUCGAACAAAAAAAUACGCAUUGUUAGAUUGUGGAAUUUGUUUUGUUUUAUACUGAUAUAUAUUAAUUUCAAUAUGGAAAUUCAUAGAUGGAAAGACGUCGGUCGCCAAAGACAUAAUUGAGGCCGUUGAUGACGCAAAUAAAUCAGUCACAUUUAGGAUGAUUGAAGGAGAUAUAUUGAUGGUGUACAACACCUUUGCCAUAACUUACAAUUUUGACAAAGUUGGGGGGAGCAACUUGGUCACUUGUACAUUUGAGUAUGAAAAGAAAGAUGACAACAUCCCAGAUCCCCAUUCGUUUAUGGAUGUCUGCCUUAAUGGGAUUAAGGAUAUUGAGGCCUAUCACCUCAACUGAAAUCAGUAUGCAUCGAGAUGAUAUGAUGGUAAUCAAGAUACUUAAUUAUCUUUAUUGUGUAGAUUAAGGGUGACGUUAAAAAUACUGUAUUAUGAAUAAAAUAUCUGCUUCGUGCAUUUUACACACUUUGCAUCAUCCUUCUUUAUUACCAGUAAAACUAGUACCAGGGACGGAACUGGGGAGCAAAGGGGUCCGUCGACCCUGCGGGUGGCAAGUUUUUUUGAAAAUAGACCGUAAUUUUUCUGAAAAAAAAAAAUGCUAAAUGCACUCAUCUUGUAAAUGUUCGAGGCUAGUUUCGUCACUGAUUAGUAGGUACCUAUGGGUUUACCAUGUCGACACAUAUGGUUUUGGUGACAUGGACAAUUGAGUAUGAAAAGGUAAAUGGAAUCCCGGAAUGCGUUGAUGGACUCGUAUUAUUCGUCUAUAUGAAUGAGUUAGACAGUGAGAAUAAAGAUGAUGUUGAAUGCAUGAAGGGUUGAUGGUUUAAUCGGAAAAAACAAUUGCCACAAAUGGCGCGAAAGUCAGAAGUUACGUUUAGUACGAUUUGAGAUAUACACAUUUCGUAUUCUAUCUGUUGAUGGGAAAAACUUGGUGAUGUGGACAUUAGAAAUCUGUUGGUGAUGAUGCUAUAGGUUUAUGGAUUUAGUAAUCAUAUUUAAGUAAAAUAAAAAAUUAAAAAAAAUGAAAUCAACGGACAAGAUGAUCUAAUUAUUAGCCCAAAAUCUCAAUGUUUUCUACAGUUUUUAUUCCAAAAAUAAAUAAAAAAAAAUCUCAAUGUUUAUAACAGUUUAAGUGGUGAAUAAAUGGAAAUUAUUACUAGUACUAAAUAUCAAGGGGGAAAAAACCCUGUCAAAUUGAAGCAUGAAAAUUGAGAGUCUUUAAAAGUCAGCAUCUUCUUCUUCACCUUCUCGAGCAGCCAGCGAUUUCGGUGCUCGUUGACUGGGUGUUUUCAGCCCAUCAUAAUUAGGGGUUUCAAAAUCGAAUUUAUGUAAAUCCUGGUAAUCUGUGUGAAGUUACAUUUCAUUCAUUCACCUUGUAAAGUUUGUCAAUGCAUUGUGGGCGUGUAGUCUGCAGUCCCAAAUCUGACCCAUCAAUAUGUUCCCUCUUGGACUGAACAAGACUACAGGACACUAUGUGUAUCGAUCAGUGAUUUAACGGUAAAGCCCAAAUGAAAAAGCUUUUGUAUUCAAAAAAAAAAAAAGAAAAAUGUAAUGUAUACAAGAUUGAUGAAAAUAUUCCGGGAAAAUGUACCAACUGCAUGGCUACAUGUAUUUUGAAUUCUUUUCAAAGAUCUUAUCCUUUUUUAUCCACAAAAAUAUGCACAACCCAAUAGUAAACAUUUUUUUAUUCCAAACUUCGCCUUUUAUCACACGCACAAGAAAAAGUUUUUAUGUUCGGAAAAUAAUUGUGAUGUAACAUUUUCAGUUCAAAUCUUGUGAACGAAGG